AUGACACAACCGCAAACCAAACAGCGUAAACUUAACAGGAAAUCUACUUUGAUCAUUAAUGCAUUUGAUAUGGGAUGUCCUGGAUUACAAAAUCCAGGACUUUGGAAACACCCAAAAGAUAAGUCAAGAAACUAUAAUACAAUUGAGUACUGGACCAAUCUUGCUAAAGCUUUGGAAAGAGGCAAGUUCAAUGCUCUCUUCAUUGCAGAUGUCAUGGGUGGAUAUGAUGUUUUUAACGGUCCUCAGAACUUAACUGCGGCUGCUAAAUCUGGGGCACAAUGGCCUAUCAAUGAACCAAGUGCUGUUGUGUCUGCAAUGGCCGCUGUUACCAAGAACCUAUCAUUCGCGAUUACUUUCAGUACUAUCAGUGAAGCACCUUACCAUUUUGCCAGAAGACUAGCCACUCUAGACCACUUGACAAAUGGUCGAGUUGGAUGGAAUGUCGUUUCUUCUUACUUGGAUAGUGCUGCAAGGAACUUGUUGAAUGGGGCAGAUUUGCCCCCGCAUGACGAAAGAUACGUCCGUGCCGAAGAAUAUCUUGAAGUGAUCUACGAUUUGUUCUUAUCUUCUUGGAGCGAUGAUGCUAUUAAAGUCGACCCAAAGACUGGAGUGUUUGCCGAUGCAGAACGAAUCAGGUUAAUCAACCACGACGGAAAACACUUCAAAGUUCCCGGCCCUAGUAUCACUGAGCCAACUCCUCAAAGGUUGCCGGUAAUUUUGCAAGCUGGUGCAAGUAAAUCAGGAGUGGAAUUUGCAGCCAAAAACGCUGAAGCUGUAUUCGUCAAUGACACUUCACCAGAGGGCUUGAAAGGUAAAAUUGAUAACAUCAAAGAGAUUGCAGCCAAGAAUGGGAGAAACCCAGAUGAUAUAAAGUUCGUGCAAUUGGUUACUGUGAUACUCGGUGAUACUCAUGAAGCUGCUAUAGAAAAAUUUAAAGAAUAUAAAGACCUCAGUGACUUAGAUGGAGCACAAGCUUUAUUCAGCGGUUGGACCGGUAUAGACAUUGGCCAGUAUGACUGGGAUCAAGAACUACAACAUGUUGAGAGUAAUGCAAUUCGUGGGUUCAUUGAAAAGUGGACGAAAAGAUUACCUGGAGAUCCUGAAAAUUUGAGAAAAACAAGAGAAUAUUUGGCUAAUAAAAUAAGUAUAGGAGGUUCAGGUGUAGUCUUUGUUGGAACCCCAUCUGAAGUUGCUGACGAGAUUGAGCGCUGGGUUGAUGUAUCCGGCUUGAAUGGAUUCAACUUUACUUACACCGUGACACCUCAAUCUUUUGAGGAACUUGUUGAUUAUUUGAUCCCUGAAUUGAGAAGACGGGGAUUGGUUUGGGACGAUUACCCAAGAGAAGGAAUUACAUUUAGAGAGCAACUUUUCGGAACUGAAGGUGAAGACCCAACUUAUCUUCGUUCAACUCACCCGGCUUACGAUCUUAGAUGGAGAGCUGGUGAAUCAAAAGAAGAACUCGAGGAAAGGAUUAAGAAAGUAAAGACAAAACAUUUUGGCAAAAAGUGA
Molecule: messenger RNA, 1509 nt
Organism: Hyphopichia burtonii NRRL Y-1933
Lineage: Eukaryota; Fungi; Ascomycota; Pichiomycetes; Serinales; Debaryomycetaceae
Product: LLM class flavin-dependent oxidoreductase
Exons: 1
Coding region: 1-1509 (502 amino acids)
Molecular function (GO): monooxygenase activity; oxidoreductase activity, acting on paired donors, with incorporation or reduction of molecular oxygen
Source: RefSeq, a predicted model, not a curated record